Messenger RNA from Acanthosepion pharaonis, 1278 nucleotides. The record is from the annotation of a GenBank genome assembly. NCBI's taxonomy places the organism in Eukaryota, Metazoa, Mollusca, Cephalopoda, Sepiida, Sepiidae.
AUGAAAAACGUUUUCUUUUGUUUUUUGACCCUCACUGCUAUUUUCACAAGUUCUGUCUUCGCUCAAGUGAAACCAGAGGAAUUUCUACUCCAAUAUGGUUAUUUGAAAGAAAAGACCGGGGCUAACAGAGCUGAGAAUCCGACCCCCGAGGAAAUACAGAACGCUAUUUUUCAUGCUAUAAAGCGCGGCCUUGAAAGGUGGUCACGUGUCACUCCACUGGUUUUACGGGAGACAAGCGGAAAAGCCGAUAUUAAUAUUUCAUUCGAGAGAUUGAACCACGGUGACGAAAAUUUUAAAGGGAGGGGUAAGUUCAGAGAAUGGCUUUUGCUGUCUUCUUUGUUUCUUUCUUUCUUGUCUAUCUAUUCUCCUUCUCUGUCAUAUUACUCUCUGUACUCCUCUUUCUCUCUCUCUCUCUCAAUAUUUAUUCUUCUUUCUAAAACCCUUUUCUUCUCUCCUUCCUUGUCUCAUUCUUCUUUCUAUCGCCCUUUACUUUAUUCUCUUGCUCUUUCUCUCUUCUUUCUUUCUUUCUUUUUUCUUACUUUCUUGUUUUUCACUUUGAUUUUCGUUUCCUCAACAACUUAUUUCUUUCUUGUUUUCUUUGUAGUUUCUCCCUCUCUCGUAUUUCUCUCUACCCUCCUCCUCCUCUUUCUAUCACCCUUUUCCUUUCUCCGCAUCCUCCCCCCUCGUCUCCUAUGUGUCAUAUUGUUCUUCUUUCUACCGCCUCCUUCCUUUAUACUCUUGCUUUCCCCCUCUUCUUUCUUUCUUUCUUUCUUUCUUUCUUUCUUUCUUUCUUUGAUUUCGUUUUUUCAACAACUUAUUUCUUUCUCGUUUUCUUUCUCUUCUCCCUACUCUCAUAUUUCGUUCUACCCUCCUCCUCUUCUUUCUAUCACUCUUUUCUUUUCUCUGCAACCUCCUCUUCUUCCUAUGUGUCAUAUCCUUCUUCUUCCUAUCGUUUCCUUUCUUUUUUCUUUCUUUCUUUCUUUCUUUCUUUCUUUCUUUCUUUACUUUGAUUUCGUUUUGUCACUAACGUAUUUCUCGUUUUCUUUGUUGUCUCCCCCUCUCUCAUAUUUCUCUCUGCUCUCCUCCUCCUACUCUUCUUUCUAUCACCCUUUUCUUUUCUCCGCAUCCUCCGCCUCUUCCUCUUUCUCAUAUCUUUCUUUUCUAUCGCCUCCUUCCUUUAUACUCUUGCUUUUCCUCUCUUUUUCUUUCUUUCUUUCUUUCUUUCUUUCUUUCUUUCUUUCUUUCUUUCUUUCUUUCUUUCUUUCUUUCUGUGUUUGA